CCUACGGGAAGUUCCUUCUUUUUCUCCGAGCGACCGACUGCUGUUUCAAGGCUACUGUUCUCCGUCUCGUCAGAAACAUUAUGUCUUCUUGGAGUAUGGAACCUGUAUGGAAACAAAAGUGGUAUCUUCAGCUGGGCUGUAUACUGAUACUGAACUUGGUUUAUGCCAAUCUAGACUAUCAAAAAGAGACUCCUGCAAGCUUGGGUCAGAUUGACAAUCAUUGCUGGGAGGUAUCAUCCCAUGGGCUGGUGGAAAUGAAGAAACUGAAACUAGCAGAUACAGUUGCUGAUCUCUGGGACUUCAUGAUGUUCCUAAAGGAAUCCCCCAAGCCCAAGCACAAUGAACUCUUCAACGAUUUAGCCCAGGAUUUCUGGGAUAUAUAUGUAGACUGUGUGCUCUCAAGAUCUCAUGGAAUGGGCAGAAGACAACUAAUGUCUCCCAAAUAUUCUUCCACAUACUCAUAUAGAACUUUAGAAGGGUCAGCUUUCACCAACCCAUUUUAGGCCAAAAGGGGAGAAAAUGAAGAUGCCUCAACAAGGUACCAUCAUAAUGAAGGAGCACAAAAACACAGCAUAUACUGUAGAUGCUUAGACACAUCCAUGUUUCAACUUUUUUCUUUUUGCUGUACUUAAUCACUGCUAAACUAAGUAUGUGAGCUCCCACAUUGUCACUUUUGCUCUCAUGUCUUGCAAUCUACCAAGGUCGCCUUUUUCCCACUGUACAUGUGAAUGCUUUUGUGUUUUUAGUCAACUUCUUUUUUCUCUCAGGUAAGCAUGUAAGUCUGAACCGGUGUUGUAUUUUUGUAGAGGUUCAUCUUUUCCGAUAAUUCUUUUUUAAAAGUUAACUUGGAUG
Molecule: messenger RNA, 852 nt
Organism: Colius striatus (speckled mousebird)
Lineage: Eukaryota; Metazoa; Chordata; Aves; Coliiformes; Coliidae
Gene: FAM237B
Product: family with sequence similarity 237 member B
Exons: 3
Coding region: 81-503 (140 amino acids)
Source: RefSeq, a predicted model, not a curated record